Cantharellus anzutake is the source of this 2337-nucleotide messenger RNA. RefSeq names its product potassium transporter. Gene Ontology annotation, cellular component: membrane. The transcript is spliced from 21 exons. Gene Ontology annotation, molecular function: potassium ion transmembrane transporter activity. NCBI's taxonomy places the organism in Eukaryota, Fungi, Basidiomycota, Agaricomycetes, Cantharellales, Hydnaceae. Bases 1 to 2337 code for a protein of 778 amino acids. The record is from RefSeq and is a predicted model, not a curated record. Gene Ontology annotation, biological process: potassium ion transmembrane transport.
AUGGCGACGGGACUCAUGACGAAAGACGAGACACAAUUCGAACGCCGUCCCGUUAAGCUGACGGGCUCUGCACUUGCGAUAAUGGCCUUCCAGACGCUCGGUGUGAUCUACUCAGACAUUGGGACAUCGCCAUUGUACGUGCUCAACGGCAUCUGGCCAAGCUCUGGGCCCGUUCCGUCCACCGAAGACGUUAUUGGGGGGGUAUCUGCUAUCGUUUGGUCGAUGACAUUGUUGCCGCUCAUCAAAUAUUCCUUUAUCGCUCUUCAUUUUGGCACCGGUGAAGGCGAAGGAGGUACUUUCGCGCUGCUCCAAGGCCUUUAUCCCCGUUCCCCUUUCGUCGAGUUUGACCGUACCCUCACGAGCGAUUCUGCCGUCAGAGCGCGAAGUGACGUGGAAAAUCGAAGGGGACUCGAGUUCUUGAAGCAGGGAAAAUGGCCUCUCUACUUCUGGAGCUUGUUUGGCACUGCUUUGACGCUUGGUGACGGCGUGCUCACUCCCGCUGUUUCGGUCACCUCUGCUGUUGGCGGUCUCGCCGUCGCGAAGCCAAGCGUGAUAAAUCACAUUAUCUCAAUUUCCAUUGCCAUACUCGUCGUUCUCUUUCUUGUUCAACGCUUCGGUACCAACAAGAUUACCCUCGCUUUCGCUCCUGUCACGUUCAUCUGGUUGGCCCUGAUUGGAGUAUCUGGGAUUUACAACAUAACUGCCCACCCAGGUAUAUUUAGGGCUUUGGAUCCCUCCAGAGCCGUGAUGUGGUUCGUGAGGACGAAAAAAUACGACAACCUUGCUGGGGUGCUCUUGGCUAUUACUGGGUGCGAGGCGUUGUUCGCUAACCUCGGUCAAUUUAACGCCCUCUCCAUUCGCUUGUCAUUUACUCUCUUUGUUUUCCCUUGCCUCAUCCUUGCGUAUCUCGGGCAGGGAGCAAGAGUUAUUGCUGAUGGAGAAGCCGUCAUGUCCAACAUCUUCUACACUACAAUUCCCGGGAGACAUAAUGGACCUCUCUACUGGAUCAUUUGGUUAUUCGCUCUCUUGGCCACUAUAAUAGCCAGCCAAGCGAUGAUCACAGCCGUGUCCAGCUUGACUCAACAACUGAUCAAUUGCAAGAGUUUCCCACCCCUCCGCCUGGUUUACACUAGUUCCUUGGUGCAAGGACAAGUUUAUGUUCCUGCAGCAAACUACACUCUAGGACUCGCCACUGUCAUUGUUGUCGCUGCAUUUAAAAACCUUACAAACAUGACAAAUGCUUACGGUUUUGCGGUGUCGACUGUGAUGAUCGUUACAAGCACCUUCAUUUCCUUCCACAUUUAUAUCAAGAAGGGACUACCCAUUUUUGUCGCCAUUGGGUUUUUCCUAGUCUUUGGAUUCUUUGACGGUUUGUUCUUUGGCGCCUCGUUAAGGAAAGUUCCGUUGGGUGCAUGGGUGCCCCUAUCGAUUGGAUGCGCAUUAUGCGCUCUGAUGCUAUUCUGGACUUGGGCAAAAGGCCUCGAAGACGUUUUCGAUGGGGAGAACCGUAGGAACCCUCGUCACUUCAUCAUCAAUCGCGAUUCAGCGCACAUCGACGAGAAAGGACUGGUGGCCUCCACAGAGUUUGAAAGGCCCGGUGCGUUCAGUCCUGAGAGUCAUGAUCCACGCGGAAUUACGCACAAUGGUGAGGCUGAUUCCCCGGUGAGACAAAGGAACCGUGUGGUGCUACCUGGGGAGGAUACUAUCGAUGCCGAAGCGGAAGCAGUCGACGAGAAGUCCCAGGAGCUGGUAUUCUACGACGAUGUUAAGAAUAAAGUUACCACAUUGUCUAGGAUCCCUACAUGCGCUAUCUUCUACAAGUUGGCCCCUGGUCCUGGUGUCCCUCAUUCUUUCUACGGCUACAUCAGGCAAAUGCCUGCUCUGCCUCGCGUUGUCAUUUUCCUGUCGUUCCAUGUCGUCCCAGUCCCCUAUGUUGCAGCCGAUGAUGCCUACGCCGUGACCAAAGUGCGUUCGAUUCAAGGCUUCUACGGCGUUACGUAUUGUCUCGGUUUCCGCGAUGACUUCAAUCCAUCCACGGACCAUAUCUUCCGUGCAGUACAUGGGAUCGAGUCUCGCGUCAAUCCCUCGCAGGCUCGUCAAAUUCUCGACGAAAUUAAGGAGGCAGCCGAUCAAACUGUUCACAUAAUCCCACAUUAUUAUGUUAUCAGCAAGCAACUUCGCUUUUCGCCCGAAUGGGCAGCCAAUGCAAUUUCAUGGAUCAGGCGACUUCUCAUCGAGUCAAUUUACCGUCGCCUGGCCACGAUGUUCCCUGAAACUGCCAAUUGGGGCCUCCAACAAGAAGAUACCCUUUAUGUGGGCGUAAACGCUCUUAUUUAG